AUGUUGACGGCUACGUCAUCCACCACUGGUGGCGAGAUUGCCACACCAGCACCGACGCAGACACCACCGGGUCGCGUCCUCCUCUUCUUCUCCGUCAAUACGUCGGGAUGCUUCUGCGGUGUCGCGGAGAUGACCAGUCCUGUGGACAAAAUGAAACAGUUGGAUAUUUGGCAGGACAAUCGGUGGCGCGGUGCCUUCAAGGUGCGGUGGAUCUAUGCCAAGGUGAGGCGUUCUUCUCUCUUCAUGGCCGCUAGACUGCUCUCUCAUCCGCACUGGACUAGCAGUUGCUUUGUCGAAUUUCGAGUUCUAUGGAAAUAUGAACUGGCGGAACUGGAUGAGGCAACGUUUUCACGCCUGCGGGGUGGUAGAUAUCGUCCGCGUGAUGUUCUAGGUUGUCCGAUCUCGGAACCUUCCUUGUUGCGCAUUCUUCUGACCUACUUCCAACCCUGUCCUAGAAGCGAGUUCCAGGUCUCCCUUACUGCCCUUAACGUUCCAAACCGUCUCCUGCGCCACAUUCAAGUUGAGACGACGGAGAAUCGAGCAGUGACGCACCUUCGAGAUACCAACGAAAUUUUGCCCGCAUCGAAAGGCGAAGAAAUGCUUCAGAUCAUUCACAAUAACUAUAUGUGUGUGUGUGCUUGCUUACUGGCUUGUUUGAGUGUACAACUUUUUCCUCCCUCCCCUCUCCCCUCGCCGUCCCCUGCCUCUCCACUCCUUCCUUCCUGGUCGUCUUCGGCUUCCUCAUUCAUGCUAAUCGAUCUCCGCUCUGCCUGUGAUUCCGACAUUUCAUCCACCUGCCAUCCAUCCACCUCCUCAGAGCCUAGCUGA
This is a messenger RNA of Echinococcus granulosus, 828 nucleotides long. RefSeq names its product YTH domain family protein. The record is from RefSeq and is a predicted model, not a curated record. The transcript has 4 exons. Bases 1 to 828 code for a protein of 275 amino acids. NCBI's taxonomy places the organism in Eukaryota, Metazoa, Platyhelminthes, Cestoda, Cyclophyllidea, Taeniidae. Gene Ontology annotation, biological process: mRNA destabilization. Gene Ontology annotation, cellular component: cytoplasm. Gene Ontology annotation, molecular function: mRNA binding.